AUGUCAAAAGAAGUGAAUUCAGUGAAUGUGACUCUGCAUCCUCUGGGAGGAGGACCAGAGGUCACCUCGGAGCAGGAACCCUUGUGCAUUUUUGGGACAGGAGACAUGGGACGCUCACUGGGCCAGCGUCUGCUGCAGACCGGCUACAAGGUCAUUUACGGCAGCCGCAGACCUCUCGGCUGCGGCCCUGUGCCUCAUGGAGCUCAGGUGAUGAGCUAUGCAGAUGCAGCGCAGUUAGCCACUGUGGUCUUUGUGUGCAUACACAGAGAACAUUAUGACCUCAUAGAGACACUCAUGACACAACUGAAGGGAAAGGUGCUGGUGGAUGUCAGCAACAACCCUGAGAAGAAUAUGUACCCGGAGGCCAAUGCUGCAUAUUUGCAGAGACUACUUCCUGAUUCUCAUGUGGUUAAAGCCUUUAACACCUUGUCCGCCUGGGCUCUUCAGAAUGGACCUGCCGACGCUUGCAGACAGGUAUAUAUUUGUGGCAAGAGUGCAGAGGCGAAACAGGCUGUAGCAGAGGUGGCCACCAAGAUGGGCCUAACGGUUUUGGACAAGGGGUCCCUAUCAGCUGCCCAAGAGUUGGAGGACUUCCCUCUGCAGCUGUUCCCCGAGUGGAGGCUCCCUCUCCAAAUAGCCUUCGGCCUGACAGCCUUUUUCUUUUUCUACCUGCUCAUCAGAGACGUCAUCUACGCUUAUGUGGAUGAGGGGAAAGACAUCUCCUUCAGAAUUAUGGUGUCCUUGGCCAACAAGGUGUUUCCUAUUGUGUCGCUCAUCAUGUUGGCCUUGUGUUACCUGCCUGGUGUUAUUGCUGCCUUCCUUCAGCUAUACAGAGGGACCAAGUACAGUCGCUUUCCUGAUUGGCUGGACCGCUGGAUGCUGUGCAGGAAGCAGCUGGGACUGCUAGCUCUCGCCUUUGCUUUUCUACAUGUACUCUACACGCUCAUCAUCCCAAUUAGAUAUUAUGUGAGAUUCAGGAUUUCGCAAUACACCAUCACACAGGUCAAGGAGAACCAAACUGCAAAGUUCGAUACAACUUUGGCCUGGGGAUCGGACGCUUACCUCUCUUUCGGCAUUCUGGGAUUUGGCCUGUACGUUUUGCUGGGAAUAACUUCUUUGCCUUCAGUGAGCAACGCUCUCAGCUGGAGAGAAUUCAGCUACGUACAGUCCAAGCUGGGCUACUUGACUUUGUUCCUCUGUACGAUUCACACUGUGCUGUACGGGUGGAACAAGUUUCUGCGGCCCUCCGUGUACAAGUGGUACACACCACCUGGCUUCAUGCUGAGUCUGGUGGUGCCCUGCGUGGUACUGGUAUUAAAGAUGCUGCUCCUCCUGCCUUGCUUGGACCGGAGAGUCACCCAAAUUCGACGAGGCUGGGAGAAAACCAAGCACCAUGAGGAGAAAACACUUUUAACAUAG
Nerophis lumbriciformis (worm pipefish) is the source of this 1419-nucleotide messenger RNA. NCBI's taxonomy places the organism in Eukaryota, Metazoa, Chordata, Actinopteri, Syngnathiformes, Syngnathidae. The record is from RefSeq and is a predicted model, not a curated record.